Molecule: messenger RNA, 3120 nt
Organism: Girardinichthys multiradiatus
Lineage: Eukaryota; Metazoa; Chordata; Actinopteri; Cyprinodontiformes; Goodeidae
Gene: camk2d1
Product: calcium/calmodulin-dependent protein kinase (CaM kinase) II delta 1
Exons: 20
Coding region: 262-1803 (513 amino acids)
Biological process (GO): protein phosphorylation
Cellular component (GO): cytoplasm; neuron projection
Molecular function (GO): calcium/calmodulin-dependent protein kinase activity; calmodulin binding; ATP binding
Source: RefSeq, a predicted model, not a curated record
CCUGUCAGAGAAACUUGACGGUGUUGAACUGAUCUCCAAGUGUGAGCGCAGAGACAAACAGAAAGCAGGAGCGUCGUCUCUGUGGGGUCCACGAACCGGAGCUGGGAGCAGAGACAGCACCGCAACCCAUUCAGCCCGUUGUUUUUAUUUAAGCUUUAGUUGAUUUUUGCUGUUCCAAAAAAGAACCAGAGGCAUUCAGGACGCGAAGGGGAAGGUUCCCGGAGUAUUAAGACAGCUUUUAGUUUCCCUGCUCACCUGAACAUGGCUUCAACCACCUGCACCAGGUUUACUGAUGAGUACCAGCUGUACGAGGAGCUGGGCAAGGGAGCUUUCUCUGUGGUGAAGAGGUGCAUGAAGAUUUCCAUGGGACAUGAAUAUGCUGCCAAAAUCAUCAACACCAAGAAGCUCUCUGCCAGGGAUCACCAGAAGCUGGAGCGCGAAGCCAGAAUCUGUCGUCUGCUCAAACACGCCAACAUUGUACGGCUCCACGACAGCAUAUCAGAGGAAGGAUUCCACUAUCUGGUCUUUGACCUAGUUACUGGUGGAGAGCUGUUUGAGGACAUUGUUGCCAGGGAGUACUACAGCGAAGCUGAUGCCAGUCAUUGCAUUCAGCAGAUCCUAGAGGCUGUGCUCCACUGCCACCAGAUGGGUGUGGUUCACCGUGACCUGAAGCCAGAGAACUUGCUCCUAGCCAGCAAGCUGAAGGGGGCAGCGGUUAAACUGGCUGAUUUCGGCCUGGCUAUUGAAGUGCAGGGAGACCAGCAGGCAUGGUUUGGUUUUGCUGGUACACCGGGGUACUUGUCUCCAGAAGUCCUGAGGAAAGAUCCAUAUGGCAAGCCUGUGGAUAUGUGGGCCUGUGGGGUGAUCCUCUACAUUCUGCUGGUAGGAUACCCUCCAUUCUGGGAUGAGGACCAGCACAGACUCUACCAGCAGAUUAAAGCUGGAGCUUAUGAUUUCCCAUCUCCAGAGUGGGACACAGUGACUGCUGAGGCCAAAGACCUUAUCAACAAGAUGCUGACCAUCAACCCAGCUAAGAGAGUCACUGCUGCAGAUGCUCUCAAACACCCUUGGAUCUGUCAACGCUCCACCGUGGCCUCCAUGGUUCACAGACAGGAGACAGUGGAGUGCCUCAAGAAAUUCAAUGCCAGAAGGAAACUAAAGGGUGCUAUCCUGACGACUAUGCUCGCCACUCGCAACUUCUCAGCAGCCAAAAGCCUGCUGAACAAAAAAACAGAUGGUGUCAAAAUCAACAACAAGGCUAAUGUGGUCACCAGCACCAAAGAGCCUGUCUCCACUCCUGCUCUGGAGCCUCAAACCACUGUUAUCCACAACCCAGCUGAUGGAAACAAGGAGUCCAGUGAAAGUGCCAACACUACCAUUGAGGAUGAGGAUGUGAGAGCCCGUAAGCAGGAGAUCAUUAAAGUGACAGAGCAGCUGAUUGAGGCCAUCAACAACGGAGACUUUGAGGCCUACACGAAGAUUUGUGAUCCUGCCCUCACAUCAUUUGAACCUGAAGCGUUGGGAAACCUGGUCGAAGGAACCGAGUUCCACCGCUUCUACUUUGAAAAUGCCCUGUCUAAGGGGAAACUGCCCAUUCACACCAUCCUGCUGAACCCCCAUGUCCACCUAAUUGGGGAUGAAGCAGCCUGCAUCGCUUACAUCCGCCUCACGCAGUACAUCGACAGCAAUGGUAUGCCACGCACCAUGCAGUCAGAGGAGACGCGCAUCUGGCACCGCCGCGAUAGCAAGUGGCAGAACAUCCACUUCCACCGCUCUGGCUCACCCACAGUUCCCAGCAAUUAAGAUGACACUCUUGGAGCACAAACUGACCAAACCCCACCCAUCAUGUGGCCAUAACACCCCAAAGCCAAUCCCUGCCAUCCUUUGCUCUGGCUCCGCUCUCAGUGUGUUGUUUACAUAUUGUCGCUGCUGUUGGACUCACGGAUUAUUGUUCAUGUUGAAAAGCCAACAGAAGUUACGUAAGGGAUCUAUCAUUUUGUAGUGAGAAUGCGUGCCGUUUAUAUCAGUUGCAUGUUUAGAAUCUGAGCUUUGGUUUCAUUACUUUUAGAUCUGUCCCUUUUGAAUAGGAGUUCUUUCAGAGGUGCCGCUUGAUCCUUUUUAUGGACUACUGUAAUAUGUAAAAGUUUAUUUUUUGAGCUUUCCAUACCUUCAUAUAUUGUUAUGGCACAAUGACCAGUAUGUCACACACUGUAUCAACUUAUUACUUACGUAUACUUUCAGCACUGCCAACUAUUUAAGCCCAGACUCAUGCUUGCUUUGUUUUGAUGAUGCGUAAGUUUCAGUAAUUAAUGCAUUUUUUUCUCACAUCCAUCCAUUAAAAAAAUCCUUUCAGCUCUCUGUGGUUUGCUGUUGCCACCAAGUGUAUUUACUAGGAAGUGUACAUGUCUAAAGGGAAAGCCGAGCAAAACCUGAUUUCUUGUCUGCUUCGACUGCCACCACUUCCGAGCAGCAGGGGGAGACUCUUCUGAGAGAAUGUAAAUGGACAUGGAGUUUUUAGAGGCUGUUCUGAGUCUUACAAUCACAUAUUUUCAUACAAUGAGGAGCCCUUGAUGUGAAUUUUCUCUGUUCCGAUUUGUUACAUUUUAUAUUGUGAUGUUGAUGCUUGUCUUUCUUGAUAACCUAUUAGUAGACUCGUUUAGGUUGAGUUUUAUCUGAUUCCCUCUUUUUAAGUUCCCGCUGUUUGCCAACAUUCCACAGCACCUGAUCUGCACACAUUUAUACUGUUCACAUGUCCAAAGUAAAAGUUCUCCUUUUGGUCAAGGACUUCACUUACCAUGGAGUUCUUGUUAAUGGGGACGUAGCACCAUCACCAGUUUAAUUAUUGUCUAAUUAUUGUCAUUGUGGUACCUCCAUGGGAUUAAAGGGAAAAAGGUAACGGGCUCAGACGUUGAGGCGUACAGCGUCUUUUCUUUAUCUUUAGGAUGUUUUUUUUAAUUCUUACUACUUCACUGAGUUAUUUGGUGUAAUCACAUCACACAUUUUGUUUUUAUCUUUCUUCAAUAUAUUGAUGGUACAUAGAUGUUUAACCUGAAUAUGAUGUGACAUGCCUGAUGUACAUUAAAGGAAAUGUCAAAUAAAUUGUCAUUUAGGCCAAAUUGA